Entrophospora sp. SA101 is the source of this 1953-nucleotide messenger RNA. The record is from the annotation of a GenBank genome assembly. NCBI's taxonomy places the organism in Eukaryota, Fungi, Glomeromycota, Glomeromycetes, Entrophosporales, Entrophosporaceae.
AUGACUAAUUUAAGAGAAAGUCGUUUGCCAACGAUAGUAUUAAUAGACAUAGAUCAUACAGAUGGUGUUAGUAGAGAUUUAUAUGCUAGAAGAGAAUCUUUUGUGGCAAUGAAAGACGGCAUUUCAUUACCAGAGUUUACUACUACAAAAGAUCCCUUAUACGGUUUGGAAUUGUUGAAAUACAUUACUUCAGAAGUGUCGAAAGGAAACCUGGAACAAGCUAUUCCUAUUGUAUGUUCUUGGAAUGAUUCCCCAGAAUUAAUGUUAGAUUGUUUAAACAAAGGUGCUGCUGACUAUUUGAUAAAACCUAUUCGCCAAGAAGUUGCUAAAACUGUUUUCUUGAUGGAUUGGGUAGCAAUAAUGACCCAAGAAUUUCCAAAACCUUUAAUAAGAAGAAUUUCAAAUUUUGAAGAAAGACUUGAUGAUUUUUUUAUAAAAGAUAAAUGGUUAGCUGAAACAAUUAUUGAAUAUUAUACACCACCAGAAUUAGAUAUAAAUAUUGCAUAUAUACCAAGGUUGGAUUCUGCUUCCGAAUUGGAAAGAGUCAAUUACUUAAAGAAACAAUUAACUAAUUGGGAAUUUGAUGCUCAGAAAUUGAGUGAGGAGGAUUUGUUAAGAUGCGUUGUUAUUAUUUUUGAACAUGUUAUGGAUCUUGAUGACCUAAGACAAUUAAAUGUUCCGUCAGAACAAUUACAUCGAUUUUUAUUGGCAAUAAGACAAUCGUACUACGACAGCAAUCCAUAUCACAAUUUUACACAUGCAGUCGAUGUACUACAAGCAAUGUUUUUCUUCUUAUGUGAGAUGGGCUUGAUACCACUUUUUUUUUCUUCUGCUAGUAGUGACGCCGAUUCCUUUGCUUUGUUGUUGGCUUCUAUUGGACAUGAUGUUGGACAUCCUGGUGUUAAUAAUUUUUUUUUGACAAAUAGCCAAGCUCCCCUGGCACAUUUAUAUAAUGAUAAAUCAGUACUUGAAAGUUUUCAUGCAAUGACUUUAUUUACUUUAAUGCAGAAAUAUGGAUUCAAAGUAUAUGAAGGCGAAACUGAAUAUAAUUCAAAAUAUGCUGAAUUUCGUAAGGUUGUAGUAAACGCUAUACUGGCAACAGAUAUGGGGUUACAUAAUGAAUAUGUCGUGAAAAUAAGAGAUCAAAAAAAAAGACUCGGAUCUGGCAAUUUUGAUAUAAAAUCGGAACAAGAAAAAAAUAUAGUCGUAGGCGCGUUGAUUAAAUGUGCUGAUAUCAGUAAUGCAGCAAGACCAUAUCAUAUAGCAGCAGAAUGGUCAGAUGUACUGUUGAAAGAGUUUACAUGUCAGGGUAAUUUAGAAAAAAAAUUAGGGCUGCCUGUUAAUCCGAUAAAUAAUGGUCAAAUAUCACAAUCAGAUUCUCAAAUUUCUUUUAUUGAUAUAUUUGCUAUGCCAUUGUUUAAAUCUGUCAGCGAAUUAAUUCCAGAGUUGAAAUUUUGCGUAAAUAUUAUUAAUUCAAAUAGAAAAGUAUGGCAAGAUAAAAAAGGUGAUUUCGGUGAUAGUACUAAUACUACUAUUUCUAAUAGUAACGAUGAUGAUGAUGCACGAUCAAUUAAACAUAAUAGCACCGGUAAGGAUUCAGGGAUUAAUGUUGAUAGUCGACAAAAUUCACCAAUUGUUAGCGUACCAGCCGCAAGAAUACUGUUAUCGCAUCAAUCAUCAUUAACAUAUCUAAAACCAAUUAACCCAAAUUUACUUGAAGGUGGGUCGGAAGUUGAAUCACAAUAUUCCACAAAUGAAGCGCUUAGUACUGCGGAGGCAUCUGAUGCACCAUUAACUCAGCACAAUCAACAAUUACAAAAUGGUGAUGAUGACGGAAGUAUCGAUGGCGCAUCAUCCAAUCUUCCUAAUAAUAGUGGAAAUGAUGACUCUCGUAUUAUCAGUGGAAGUAGCAGCAUUAAUGGAGAUAAUAAUAAUACUUUUUUGGAUAUAUAA